Messenger RNA from Phytomonas sp. Hart1, 2067 nucleotides. Lineage: Eukaryota; Euglenozoa; Kinetoplastea; Trypanosomatida; Trypanosomatidae. The record is from the annotation of a GenBank genome assembly.
AUGCGUACGUAUAAUUGGCCAAAAUCUCAAGACAAUGCGAGCGUGCACAAUGGUUCUCCUGUAGGGCAAAAUCCUUCCAGACGUGACCGAUCUUUUUCCCCGAUAUCAACGGUUAAGAAUAUUCUCAAAGGUGUUGAAAGCCAUGUGAGGGUGAUGUCUUCUCUGGAAAAUGUAUCAACAUCGUCUAGCUACACCGCGUUGCGUUUGCGUCAUCCUGUGAAUCACACCGCCAAACUUCCAGGCGAUACUCCAACACGACCAACAAGUCCUGAAAGGGAUGCGUCUUCGUCCUGGUCGCGGCCCUUCAACGUAUCUCGAGUUCACCGAGAUUCUACCACCGCAGCGUUCUACGACGAUGUCAUCGCCCCCUGCAUCUCGAACUGCUGCUCUGGUCAAUGCUACCUGUUCAUCGUUUCCGGCCCCCAGGAGAGCGGCCGCAGCCAGACUAUGUACGGUAGUCCACACCGCCGCGAAAAAGGCCUUGUAGAGCUUUCGGCAUUGGACUUUUUAGCACGUAUUUCUGCUUCUGAACGGACUGUUCUCCAGUCUCAGCAACAGCAGGAGCCAGUGAUAAACAAAGGCAAUUUGAAGGGCGGACGAAAAAAUAACGCGGCGGAAAACAAGGAAAACUUAACCGCGGAACUCACUCCCCAGGAUCUCAACACGCGCUCUGAAUAUCCCAGUGGGGGACUUAUGGUAACCUACUCAGCCUUCACAACCCGUGGGCCAAACAUGGUGGACUUAAUUACAGGGGAACCCGUCCCGAUACAUGAGUUUCCACCACCCCUCGGCUCCGUUCCGCUUCCCUACAUGCGCCUUCUCGAGCCAUCGCGUCGAGUUGACCCUGCCGAUCCGAGCCGGAAAGAGUACGACAUCGCGGAUGCGGCUGCGCGGGUGGUGGUCAUCCCGGAGCGCAAGCAUAUUGAGACUUCGUGUAUUAUUCAAUUUCAAGUAUACGCCCCGGUGGACGGCAGCGGUAGGCGAUCCAUGUCCACGUUGACCUUUGUCGACAUGGCCGCCUUCCGCACGCCGCUGUGCGCGGAGGUGGCUCACGUCGUGGAGACGAUCCACCGCGUGGCUGGGCUCUCCGACGAUGGCGACCCUGACUUUAAGCGCCACAAACUCACGACGCUGCUGGAGCCUGCCCUGGUGGGCUACGUCACGCUGGUUUCCAUUAGCACUAUUUGUGGACGCCCGGACUUGUACGAAUCGACCUGUGCGGCCUUGCAGUUCGCAAGCGAUAUCACGCGCAUCCAUCAGGUCUUAAUGCUGCUCCAUUCGCAGACCCCGCGCUGGCUGUUCGACACCGGAGUGAAUUUAGAGCGACUUCGACAGCAACGGGAGGAGAUGAUGCGCGCACAUUAUGCGCGUGGGGUAAGUGACUUUUAUCGUACGGUCUCGAAUUGGCUUCUCAAGAAUAUGAGUAACGUUGGAAAGACACUCGAGGGUAUUUUAGCGGAAACUGGGGUGAUUCGAAAGCAAAUCUCAGCUGAGGUGGAAUCCCAAACUAGAGAACUUGAUAGCCGAAUUCAACAGGAGGAGACAACAUCAAAACAGGAGAUGGAUGCCGCCCGUGAUGCAUACAAUGCAACUUCAGAGCGAUUUGGUGAGGUUCAACGAUUAGAUGAGGCGAUCACUCGACUAGAGCAAGAAAUAUCACACAUAGAUUUAAAAAAUGGUCACCGUAUUGGAGAAAUGCGCAUCGAAAUAUCAUCUUUGGAGGCCAAUAAUAAUAAUCUUCGGCUUGAGGUUCAGCGAAUGGAGAAAGAGAAAAACCUGUAUCACGAUAAGUGGACUGAGGUAUGUUCCAUGCUUGACAAAUAUGCGGAAGAUUUUAACUAUGAUAUGAAGAUCUACACCUCCGCACUCCUUCUCGAGAAGAUUGGUAAAAAACGUAAGAGAUUGGAGGAAGAUUUAGAACUGGCUUCACAAGUAGCUCAUCGACACACCGAUCACCUUCGAGCGGAUCGACAACGACGCUCUCGGCUUUCGCGUAUGAUGGUGAUGCAGCAGCGACUUGAGUCACUUCGUGAAGCAGUGCAGACAGUCUCUGUGGACUCCCCGUGA